AUGCCUAGCUCGCGAGUUUAUCACCACGAGGAGGAUGCCGUCAAUAACCUCACUGCUCUCAUCAAUCCGAAGAUUGACGUCCGAGACAACGUCAAAUCCGGCCGAGCGCGGAAGAAAUUCACCUCGGAGUUCCGAAUUGAGAACUGCCAAUCGAAGUGGUCGCAGAACGUCACAUCUUGA
Molecule: messenger RNA, 180 nt
Organism: Hirsutella rhossiliensis
Lineage: Eukaryota; Fungi; Ascomycota; Sordariomycetes; Hypocreales; Ophiocordycipitaceae
Exons: 2
Coding region: 1-180 (59 amino acids)
Source: RefSeq, a predicted model, not a curated record